This is a messenger RNA of Aspergillus clavatus NRRL 1, 837 nucleotides long. Its product is annotated as oxidoreductase, short-chain dehydrogenase/reductase family. The transcript is spliced from 3 exons. The record is from RefSeq and is a predicted model, not a curated record. NCBI's taxonomy places the organism in Eukaryota, Fungi, Ascomycota, Eurotiomycetes, Eurotiales, Aspergillaceae. Bases 1 to 837 code for a protein of 278 amino acids.
AUGUCGGGCAGUAUGCCAUUCAAUCCUGAUGAACUCCCAAACCUCUCCGGGAAGGUCAUUCUGGUAACCGGCGGGACGGCCGGCCUUGGUGCCGCCACGGUUCUUCAUCUGGCGAAACACUCACCGGCGCAUAUCUACAUCAGCGGACGGAGCGCGAAGAACGCCGAGGACGUCAUCAACCAAGUGCGCGAUUCGGGCUCGCAGUCGCGCCUGUCGUUCCUCUCGUGCGAUCUGGCAUCCCUCGCCUCCGUAAAGAAGGCGGCCGAAACGGCAUCAUGGCCCAGCCACCUGGGUCAUGCGCUGCUGAUCCAGAGUUGCCUGCCUCUGCUGCUGCAGACGGCGGCGGAGCAACCCGGAGCCAACCCGCGUAUCAUCAUUCUCAGCUCUUUGGGGUUUCGGUUGCACCCUUGCGACGGCAUCAUCUUCUCCGAUCUGAAGACCGAGCAGAAUUUCCGCGCCUUCGGUGGGUGGAAACGCUAUGGCCAGAGCAAACUUGCCAAUCUACUGUAUGCGCGCGAGCUGGCCCGCCGAUAUCCUGCCAUCACCAGCGUCUCCGUUCAUCCCGGCGUGGUCAGUACGGGGCUUGUUGAGAAUCAAGGCUGGGCAAACCGCGCCUUGAUCAACGUUACCAACAUUGGCAAGAUACUCAAGCCCUCAGAGGGUGCUUAUAGCCAACUCUGGGCGGCAACUACCGCCAAAGAAAGCCUGGAAAAUGGCCAGUUCUACGAGCCGGUGGGGGUUCUAUCGUCAAAGCUCGACAAGAUCGCUCGCGAUGAUGCGUUGGCGAGGAGGCUGUGGGAAUGGACGGACGAGGCUCUGGCAGACUACAUGAACUAG